AUGGCCGGGGCCAAGCCGGGAGUCCACGCGCUGCAGCUCAAACCCGUGUCCGUCCACGACGCGCUGAAGAAGGGAGGCAAGUUCAUCAAGUGGGACGAGGAGCCCAACAGCGGCCCCCCCACCCUGGUGACCCUGAAAGUCGACCCAGAUGGAUUCUUCCUGUACUGGACUGGAGGGUCCAACCUGGAGGUGGAGAUUUUGGACAUUAGCACCAUCAGGGACACCAGAACAGGGAAAUAUGCCAAACAACCAAAGGACCCAAAGUUGCGGGAGGUGCUGGGCUUCGGUAAAGGUGACAACGUUGAGGGGAAGCUGGUAACCGUCGUCCACGGCAACGACCUGGUCAACACCUCCUUCCUCAACUUCCAGGCGAUGCAGGAGGAUACAGCCAAGAUUUGGACAGAUGAGCUGUUCACUUUGGCCACAAACAUACUUUCCCAGAAUGCAUCACGGAACACCUUCCUCCUCAAAGCGUACACCAAGUUAAAGCUGCAGGUGAAUCAGGACGGGAAGAUCCUCGUGAAGAAUAUCCACAAACUGUUUUCAGAUAAAAAGAAAGUGGACCUGGCUCUGGAGCACUGCGGCCUCGUCAUCAACAACAAGUUAGAGGGAAUCAAGCCGGAUGACUUCACGUGGGAAGCCUUCCAGAGGUUUCUCAACAGCCUCUGUCUCCGGCCCGAGAUCCAGAGCAUCCUGGAGCAAAGUGGCUCUAAAGGGAAGCCGUUCAUCUCUCUGGACCUGUUCAUGGACUUCAUCAACCGCAGGCAGCGAGACUCCCGACUGAACGAGGUUCUGUACCCGCCGCUGAAGAGAGAGCAGGUCCGACAGAUCAUGGAGAGAUACGAGACCAACACCAGCCAGCUGGAGAGAGACCAGAUCAGUCUGCAGGCUUUCGCUCGGUACCUGGGGGGCGAGGAGAACAGCAUCGUACCUCCAGAGAGGCUGGACGUCAUCGACGACAUGACCCAGCCGCUGUCUCACUACUUCAUCAACUCCUCACACAACACAUACCUCACAGUGGGUCAGCUGACCGGUCUGUCGUCAGUAGAGAUGUACAGGCAGGUGCUGCUGACUGGCUGUCGCUGCGUAGAGCUGGACUGCUGGAAGGGCCGGCCGCAGGACGAGGAGCCCUACAUCACCCACGGCUUCACCAUGACCACCGAGAUCCCCUUCAAGGAGGUGAUCGAGGCGAUCGCAGAGAGCGCCUUCAAGACCUCGCCGUACCCGCUCAUCCUGUCCUUUGAAAACCACGUGGACUCAGCCAAGCAGCAGGCCAAAAUGGCCGAAUACUGCAGAACCAUCUUUGGAGACGCGCUGCUCAUUGACCCGCUGGAGAAAUACCCGCUGGAGCCCGGGCAGCCGCUGCCCUCACCGCAGGAGAUGAUGGGGAAGAUUCUCAUCAAGAACAAGAAGAAGCACCACCACCACCGACCCUCCAGCGGAGGCAGCAUACGGCGCCGAGACCAGGAGGAGCAGUCGUCACCCAACAACGACUGUCCUCUGAAUGACAGUUAUGGGAGUCAGCUCCUGUCAAACGGGGAGGAGAAGCUGGCUGAGAGGAUGGGCAAAGACCUGGAGCCUCGCAAAUCCAUAGGAGGUGAAGGAGAGAGCGACGAGGACGAGGAGGACGAGACGGUGACGGAGCUGAAAAAACCGAACUCUGACGAGGGUACAGCCAGCAGUGAAGUAAACGCUACAGAGGAGAUGUCGACGCUCGUCAACUACAUCGAACCCGUCAAGUUCAAGAGUUUCGAGGUGGCGAACAAGAGGAGGAAGUUCUUUGAGAUGUCAUCGUUCGUGGAAACGAAGGGGAUGGACACCCUGAAGAGCUCCCCCGUCGAGUUCGUCGAGUACAAUAAGAACCAGCUGAGCCGGAUCUACCCCAAAGGGACGAGGGUGGACAGCUCCAACUACAUGCCUCAGCUCUUCUGGAAUGUGGGCUGCCAGAUGGUGGCGCUGAACUUCCAGACCCUCGACCUCCCCAUGCAGCUCAACAUGGGCGUGUUCGAGUACAACGGUGGCAGCGGCUACCUGCUGAAACCAGAGUUCAUGAGGAGGACGGACAAACACUUUGACCCGUUCACAGAAAACAUCGUCGAUGGAAUAGUCGCCAACACUGUCAAAAUUAAGGUGAUGUCAGGCCAGUUCCUGUCAGAUAAAAAGGUGGGCGUCUACGUGGAGGUGGACAUGUUUGGACUUCCUGCCGAUACAAAGAGGAAGUACAGAACCAAAACAUCUGCUGGCAACUCUUUGGACCCGGUGUGGGAUGAUGAAAUGUUUGUGUUCAAUAAGGUGGUCCUCCCGACGCUCGCCUCUCUCAGGAUAGCCGUGUUUGAAGAGAACGGCAAGUUUAUUGGACACCGGAUCCUCCCCGUGUCCGCCAUCAGACCCGGCUUCCACUACAUCAACCUGAAGAACGAGCUGAACCAGCCCCUCCUCCUGCCGUCGCUGCUGGUUUACACUGAGGCUCAGGACUACAUCCCCAACGAGCACCAGGAGUAUGCAGAAGCUCUGACCAACCCCAUUAAGCACAUCAGUGAAUUGCACAAGAGGGAGACACAGCUGGCUGUUUUGAUAGAGGACAACAAUGAGCAUGUCCCCAACCAACCCAAAGAGGGAGAGCCCAGGAGAAAGAGUGAUGUCAUUCCAGGAGGUCAAGUCCCCUCCCCCUUCCACCCCUUCCACCCCCUCCCCCCACCGGAACCCUCACCUGACAUCAUCAGAUUACCUGCACCAGCUCCAAGUCAGAAAGAAGACCUCAUAGCCACUGUCCUGGCAGAGAUCAAUGCCGACUCCAUAGAGAAGCUGAAGCAGCAGAAGAACUAUUUGAAGCUGCAGAAGAAACACAGCAAAGAACUGAAAGAGCUGCGUAAGAAGCACCUGAAGAAGGUGUGGAAUCUGAGUAAAGAGCAGAAGAGUCGCAGCAGCCAGGUUCAGUCUGACAGCCAGAGGAGACGCAGUCAGAUGGAGAAACACCUGAAACGCAGCAUCAAGAAAAAUGAGUCUCAGGAGCCGGUGCAGCAUGAGCUCUCAGCGUUGGAUCAGGAGAUCGAGAAGCAGACGGUGCAGCUGAGGGAGUGGCAGCUGCAGGAGCUGCUGAAGCUCCGACAGCAGCUUCACCUGCUGGAGAGAGAGAAGCAACAAGCACACCUGCAGGAGGCCUUCCAGAAGUUAAAGGAGACGGCGCAUGAAUGCCAAGCAGCUCAGCUGAAGAGGCUCAGGGAGACGUGUGAGAAGGAGAAGAAGGAGCUCCAGAAGAUCCUGGACAGGAAGCGACAAAACAGCAUCAGCGAAGCCAAGAGCCGCGACAAAGACAAGGCUGAAGUGGAGCUGAAUGAGAUCAACAGGAAACACAUUCAAGACUCUGUCGCCUUAAUCCGCGGGCUGGAGGAGGCUCAGACCAGGAGGCAGGAGAAGCUGAUGCUGAGGCAGCGGGAGGUGCUGCAGCACAUCGACGAGGAACUGCCAGUGCUCCAGUCUCAGUUGGAGAGGGAACUGGAGGAGGAGUACCAGCGACUCCCGGAGGAAAUCUGCCAGCACCUCCAGCUGGAGCUCCAGAACAAAGGCCUCCGAAAGGACGCCCUGUUCUCGUCCCUGUCCAACAACAGCAGCCCGACCCCCAGCUCCGGGUCGGGCCCGCCCUCCAACUGCUCCACGCCGUCGUACCCGUCGACGCCCGAUCGCAGCACCUGGAACAGGAGCAUGGACAAUAGCACUGUCUCAUUGGCCGAUUCCACUUCCUCGUCCACUCCCGUCCUGUCGGAGGCAGAGAUGUCGUUCAGUUAAAAUAAUUGUAAAAAGGAGAAUGCAUUCAUUCAUCUGGGGUCUAUAAUGAUGAUAAUGUGGGAUAGUACUGAUAUUAAUUAUUAACUAAUUUUAUUCCUGUUUUUUAUUACAGACUGUUUUUGUUCUUGUCUACAGAGCUAUAUUAUUUUUUAUUUGGCUGUUUUUGUCAGAUGACACAUCAGUUUGUUGGAAGAUUUAGUACAAAUCGUAACCAAACUUUUUUUUUUUUUUUUACACGUUCUGUCUGUUUGUGUUGCUUUUAUGUUGUUUGUACUUUUUUCUUGGCAUCAUUCCCGUGUUUCUGUCUGCUCAGUGAGCUUCAUGUUGACACUGCUAAAUCUUUAACUUCUUUUUUUAACUUUCUGUGAGCUUUAAACUGCUGAGAGAGGAACAGAGUUAUGAAAAUUACCCUUGUAAUUACAUUAAUGGUGGGAAAAAGUCAUCCCCACCACAGACUUGGGACAUUUUGUUUGUAGCAACGUGUGACAGAAGAGAUGAUUUUAUAAUCACCUCACAAGUUAAACAGUUCAAAACGGUGCGAGACAUAAAUGUCUAAAACCACAAAUCUCUCCACUAUCACACCAACAGAUUUCAGAUUGAACAUCAAGACAGAAUAUAAAGUAAAAGAGGGCUGAAUUUUUAUCUAAAUCUUAUUUUAAAGACAUGAAAAUAAGUUUAGAAGCUGAUGUUCAGCUGUAAUGGCAGCAGCUGACCAGCAGGAGGCGCUGCAGCCUCAGCUCUGUCUGUGUGUGUGUGUGUUUUAAAUUGGUGGUCUGAGCUUCCUGCUUAUCCUGUUAUACUGUACACACACACACACACACACACACACACACACACCUGUGUCAGGAGGAUUUGCAGCGUCAUUGGUGGGAAUAAAGUCUGCGGCCUUUAACCUCCAAUCAGAAUCCAGACAAGGUCGCAUGGUGGGCGGCCAGCAGACACCCAUCUGGACCCAAAUGAGUGUGUGUGUGUGUGUGUGUGUGUGUGUGUGUCUGAAGGUGAAGAACGGAGUGUGUCAGUGAUGUAAGAGUCACUUUCUCACACACACACACACACACACACACACACACAGCUUAUUGGUUCAGAGGCCGAAAAUCUGGAAAAUCCUCAUCCCAUCCAAUCUACCUUCUGUUUGAAACACACACACACACACACACACACACACACACACACACACACACACACUUUAUGGAAGAACUUCAAUAAUUUUAUAUUGCAGAUUACUAACCUCUGUGUGUGUGUUAAUCUCUUGAUGAGACAUCUGCUGGUCGGGGCAGAAACACUUCCUGGUGGAUGGAAGUGUGUGUUGGUGUGUGUCAGUGUGUGUCAGUGUGUGUUGCUGCAGUGAGUUUGCCACUCUCUCCGCCUGCAGAGUGACAUCACAGCGUGCUGAUAACAACACACACAGUCUGCGACACUUUAAUGGACUAAAUGUGUAACUGUGUGUGUAGAGAACCUGAGGGCAUUCCUUCACCUUCCCACUGAAACACUGCAGUCUGCUCAGUUAUUUGUGUUCAGGUGAUCUGACAGCUCAGAAAGUUUCCACUCAGGCAGAAACCUCCUCUUUGUGUCUGCAGACGUGAGUUUUGUGAGUGUUUCCUGGCUGCCAGUGAACCUGCAGCAGGAGCAGCUGAUGGAUCUCUAACUUUCAAACCUCCCUCAGUGUCUCCAGCUGAAUGCUGAGUGAACUAAACGGUACUCUGAGCUGACUGCAGCUGUUCGUCUGUGUCGGAGCGUCUGGCUUCAUGUUUCCAUCCUUCACAGGAGACGCUUCCUUUUCUUUUUUACUGCAGCAUGUUGAUGUUUUCCCUCCCGUCUCGUCGGCUCUGAUGGCACUCUGUGUUUUCUGUAUUCUGUGUACAUGUUUAGUUUUAUGUGAAUUUUACUACUGACCACAAGUGCUGAAGAGGGACGGAGGUGCGGCGAGGCUGAGAGGAGAGAGGAGGUGUCGUCCUCUCCCACCUCCGUCCCUCAGUGAGUGCUGGCUGCCUGUCUGUCUGAUUAUCCCCCCACACACUCUGUAAACUCUCAUCUAUUUAAAUGGAAUUUUAACAA
Acanthopagrus latus (yellowfin seabream) is the source of this 5841-nucleotide messenger RNA. RefSeq names its product phospholipase C, beta 3 (phosphatidylinositol-specific) (gene plcb3). Gene Ontology annotation, biological process: phosphatidylinositol-mediated signaling; lipid catabolic process. The record is from RefSeq and is a predicted model, not a curated record. Gene Ontology annotation, molecular function: calcium ion binding; phosphatidylinositol-4,5-bisphosphate phospholipase C activity; calmodulin binding. The transcript is spliced from 34 exons. NCBI's taxonomy places the organism in Eukaryota, Metazoa, Chordata, Actinopteri, Spariformes, Sparidae. The coding region runs from base 1 to 3786 and encodes 1261 amino acids.